GGAGUACUGCUGUGUAGAAAGUAAACAAGCGCUACAUGCGCGGGAAACAUGGUGGCGGAACUAAAUGAGAAGGCAAAAUGACUCCUUUGACAGAUAUUUUGAUAGCAAAAAUUGUUUUAGGUUAUCUCUCAAGUAGGAAAUUGAAAGAAACUAGUGAUUGUUUUCUAAAAGAAUCUGAAGCCCUUAAUAUCAACACAUCUGUUGACAACAAAGGAAGAAUUUUAAAUCAGCUUGAGGAUCAGAAUCUGCUUCCAAGUCUUGAAGAAAUAUUGGAUGACUAUUUUGCCUAUCAAGAAACAGAUGAUGCUACUAGUGACAAAACGUACAUGUUGUGGAAGCAGCUUGAUGUCAUCCUCAGUCAGUUACGGGGUAUUGCACUUGGCAAGAAAAAGUCAAAAGCGUUUUUAAAAGCAAGAAGAUUUGGAAAUGGUUUUAACAAUUUUGUCUCAAGUAGAAAAGUAGAGAAUGGAAAAACUUCUCCUGAAUUAUUUAAGCCAAUAUCAAACGAGCAGUUCGGAAAUCACGGUAAUAGCAAUGAACAUUUUCUGGCAAAGAUUGAUCAACAACAAUUUGAAAACAUUUCACAACAAAACAGCAAAGAAUAUGGUACCUCACUUGUAAACGUGCCAUCUUUGUUACCACACCAGAAGCAAUCACCUAAAAAAUCUGAACCUGGCGCGUUUAAUCCAAUGGUGACACCAAGAAAAGAACAGCUAAAAACUGCGAUUAUAACAGAAUUUAAGUCUCCGAAAAGAAAGUCGUUGCAUCCUAAACGGAGAUCAAAUAGUAGGCUAGAUCAAACAGUUGAUUCAACUCCUUCAAACCAAGCUGACGAACCCAAUAGUGGAUCUGCUGGUGUGUCGCCAUUAUUAAAUGAAGAAUUCACGCACAUUGUUGAAACCUUAAUAGGCAAUCAUUUUUUGCAAGAAAAGUUAGCAGAUAAUAUUAACAAAGUUGUUUCAAGUGACGGUAAUCAAACAGAUAUUGUUGAAAAGGAUCCAAUCAAGGUAAACGAAGUGGUCAAACUUACUGCGGAUGAUCCUGAUUUCGGCUCGUUGUUUGCAAUGCUUGGAGAUUUAAACCAUGGUGAUGACAUAGACAAACAGAAUUAUUUCUUUCCUUCUAAAGAAACACUGCAUAUGCAACAGCAACAUGGUUUGUUUAAUGCCAGUGAAAAGAUCGACAACAAUUCUUUCGACGAGCUGUCUUCUCAUCUAACAUUUAGCAAUCAGCCAUGCAUAAAUGAUGGCUUCUACCACAGAGAUGUUGCGUCAGUUGAUAUGCUGUCAAAUGCAGUUUCGUCUAUUCAAAGUUCAAUACCAAUGAAAACAAUCGAUGCAGUUGCACUACAUGCAACCACUGCUGAUUCGCACCCUAAACAAUAUUUAUGUAAAAGUAACCCUGUUCUUGAAACUAUGGCUGGCAAUUCGAACUCAAUAGAAACUAGCCCUAUUCCUGCCACCUUGUGUAAUAUACCACCAGUGGAAGGUGUUGCCGAUAGUAAUGUUUCAGUGACCAAAAAUUCUUUAUUUAGUUCUGCAUCGUAUGCAGCACAGAAUAAUAAUAAUAAUAAUAAUAUUACAUCAGUAGAAAUCAUGUCAGAUAGUGCGAAUUUAGUUCAAACUGUAUCGCAUGUCGGUCAAAGUGAGGCCAUACCACAUCAUAUAGUUUCAACGAUGCAAUCCCAAAAUGUCCAGACUGCCGUUCAAACGCAAAUAGAGAGUAACACGCUCUCUGCACCAUCUCAACUCAUUACAACUUCCAAUGGGCACGCUAUGCAUCAGCAACGAUCGUUCUUGAGUUUGUUGAACGAUGAUAGCAAUUUGUUUCCUCCAAGCAACUCCACUUCAGAUCAUUUUAACAUACGUUCAGAUGGCAAGAAAGAUGUAGUGAGGAACUUGCAUAACGAAAUCAGUAUUUGCACCCAAAUUAAUACUCUUCAGUCAAACACAAACAACAUUAAUAGCAUUCCCUCCGAGCAACUGAGCUUUCCAGCUAGUCUAAUAAACGAGCAACUAUGCCAUCCAACUAGAAUAACAAACGAGAAACCAAACCAUUCAGUUAGUGUAACAAACGAGCAGCUAAACCAGUCAGCUAGUAAAAAUGAACAAUCUCAGUUCUGCCGGUCGCUAAAAAACAUGUUUCAGACGCAGGAUUUGUACCUGCAAGUUUCUUCAUCAGAUUCACCGUCUACGCAUUGUGUAAAAACACCUAGGAAAAUUUCUCUGGAUGAAGAAAACUUUCAUCAGACAAAAGAGAAGAGAGAUGAGGACAGUGUAUCCAUAGCUACCGAUGCUCUUUUGCUUCUUUCAACCAGUCCUGCAAAAUUUGAGAGCAAAGCCGUGUUUAGAACAUUCUCACCGGCGCAGGAAAGUGAAAACCAUACGCAGAAUGUACAAGGUACCAACCCACUUAUUGAACCAAGCAUUGCAGUCAGUAACGUCGAUCAGUGUCAUGCGACUGUAAAUAGUCUUAAUGUGACGGUGACAGAUAAUGCGGUUAGUUCCAGAGAAAUUUUAGUUUCAGAUGAGCAUGCACUAUCUCGAAUACCGUACCCUAGUGAUAACGAGACAAAGCAUGUUGCCAAGGAAAAAAAUAAAAUAGAAUUCUUUGAGCAGCCAUAUAAACAUAUCACUAAUUCCUUACCCAUACUUCCCAGGCCAGUUGUAAAACUGCCCGAUAUGCAAUAUAGUAUCUCUCAAGGAGAAACUGUUUCUGCAAAGAACUACAUCGAACACAAAAAUUUAUCCUUGGCUGACCAGUUAGCUCAAAGGUGUGACUUCGUAAGUACAAAGAAGAAGAGGGCUGGGAAGAAAGUUAAAAAGAAAGAAGUUGUCACAAAAAUGUUUGACUUUGGAUCUGUUAAAACUUCUAUUCCUUCGGGCGUAGUGCCAACUCACUAUAUUCCAUACGUAAACAAUGCAGCAUGUAACAGCAGCAUAUGCCCUGUUUCUAUUAAUAAUAAUCCCAUAAUAACUAAAGUUACCCCCUCACAAAAGAUUUUGUCAAGAUUAAAGCAAAACGAAAUCUCGACCACACCCCAAAUUAUACCGAUGAAACAUUCUUCGUCAACACUUCCUCGCACUCUCACACGUCCGCAUAACAGUUUCAAUGUGUUUCGCAUUGCAGGUGGUUCUAUUGCCUCGCUCAGUCCGCAAAAGACUACGAAGUCAUAUGCUCUUAAAGACAGUGAGACAAAAAAGUUGUCUGUAACUUUUUCAAACCAACAACGAUCGUCGAUAUUAAAAAAGGGAAGGUCCCUCACGAGGAGUUUGUCCUCGGUAUCGAAAACUCAACAAGAUCUCAACUGUAACGAAACAUUGACAACCAAUAGAAAAAAUCAGACUUUAUUGUCACCAAAGAAAGCAAACUAUACGCUACUCAGGUCUCCUAAGAAAAACAAACAUAAUAAAAGCGAACUUAAAGUUAAGUUUCCUUUCAAAUCUCCAAAAAAAAAACAUGUUCAUUUUUUCGACGAUAGCCCAGUUGAAAGCUACCUAACACCGAUAACAACGAGGACUAUUACGUCUCAUACAACCAGUAGUAACACACAUCAUCAAUCACAUUUAAUAGUCUCUCCCAUUCAAACGUCGUCUCGUUCAUCCAGUGAUACUUUAAACCCUACAAAAGAAGACAUUGAUAUUGAUAAGUUAAUCACGCAAGGUGAGGAUAAUAUCGAGAUUAUUGUCACUAGUGGUGACAACGAACUUGACUUGAUCGGAUCUACCGAAAAUAAAAAAGUGAGCACGGUGGAGUGUAAUGAUACAGAGAGUGGUUGCAUAACGUCACGAAAUGUGUUGAAUGAUAGAACUAUUAAAGAAACGAAUUCCUCGUGUCAAGAGAAACAGAAGGACAGACAGAAAAAAAGAAAACACCCGGAUUCACAGGAUUCGUCGAAACUAAAGAAAAAACUAAAACGGAAAUCGAGCCUGGAAAGUUUGAUAUCGCUAGGCGCGGAUCGAUUUUUGGCGAAGGUAAAGAUUUAGAAAAUCGACCGGCAGCCGAUUAUGCAGUUACCUGUAUAAUAUCAGUUACUUGUUAUUUUUUAUACAAUAUUGAAAAAAAUGUUUUAUAUAAGUUCAAAAGAAAAAAGAAAAUAUGUUUUAAAACACUU
Hydractinia symbiolongicarpus is the source of this 4114-nucleotide messenger RNA. RefSeq lists its product as uncharacterized. The transcript has 13 exons. Gene Ontology annotation, molecular function: protein binding. The record is from RefSeq and is a predicted model, not a curated record. The coding region runs from base 78 to 3986 and encodes 1302 amino acids. Lineage: Eukaryota; Metazoa; Cnidaria; Hydrozoa; Anthoathecata; Hydractiniidae.